Hyaena hyaena (striped hyena) is the source of this 998-nucleotide messenger RNA. RefSeq names its product canopy FGF signaling regulator 4 (gene CNPY4). The transcript is spliced from 6 exons. The record is from RefSeq and is a predicted model, not a curated record. Gene Ontology annotation, cellular component: endomembrane system. Gene Ontology annotation, molecular function: signaling receptor binding. Lineage: Eukaryota; Metazoa; Chordata; Mammalia; Carnivora; Hyaenidae. The coding region runs from base 144 to 884 and encodes 246 amino acids.
UUCGGGCCAGGACUGCGCGUGCGCCUCGGACGCCAGGCUGGCUAGAAGUUCCCGCCGACCCGUCCUCGAAAUUUAAAGGGCCCGCUGCUUUUACGAAGUUGGUUUGAAGGCAAGGGGUUGUUGGUUGUGGACGGCACUUUGUCAUGGGACCUGUGCGGUUAGGAAUGUUGCUUUUCAUUUUGGCUGCGUACGGCGUUUGGGUUGGAACGUCGAAGGAGGAGGACGAUGACACAGAACGCUUGCCCAGCAAAUGCGAAGUGUGUAAGCUGCUGAGCCUGGAGCUACAGGAAAAGCUGAGUCGCACUGGCCGAUCUCGAGAGGUGCUGGAGCUGGGGCAGGUGCUGGACACGGGCAAGAGGAAGAGACACGUCCCUUACAGUGUUUCAGAGACAAGGCUGGAAGAGGCCUUGGAGAAUUUGUGUGAGCGGAUCCUGGAUUACAGUGUUCAUGCUGAGCGCAAGGGCUCACUGAGAUACGCCAAGGGUCAGAGUCAGACCAUGGCAACACUGAAAGGCCUGGUGCAGAAGGGGGUGAAAGUGGAUCUGGGGAUCCCUCUGGAGCUGUGGGACGAGCCCAGCGUGGAAGUCACAUUCCUCAAGAAGCAGUGUGAGACGAUGCUGGAGGAAUUUGAAGAUGUCGUGGGAGACUGGUACUUCCACCAUCAGGAGCAGCCCCUACAGCAUUUUCUCUGUGAAGGUCACGUGCUCCCCGCUGCUGAAACUGCAUGUCUACAGGAAACUUGGACAGGAAAUGAAAAGACCACAGAUGGGCAAGAGAAGACAGAAGAGGAGGAGGAAGAUCAGGAGGCGGAGGAAGAAGAGGAAGAGCAGGAAGGGAUGACUGACACACCAGGGCAUCCCAAGCAUGACCCAGAGGAUCUUUGACCCUUGCCUUUGUUUGAGACCCCAGGAGGGGCAGGGGUCUUGGAGAAGAACCGUCUGAAGUCUGAGCAAUCCCUGCCCCACAUAAGGGUUUGUGAAUAUGUGCUAGUGAUCCCA